AUGGGUGGAGGACUCGUAGAAGUUGAUGUCCAAACUGGACAAGAUGCUUGUGAGUCUGAUUUACCGAUGAAGCCUUCAAGAACCCUAGUCCUUAUUGGCUGCUCAGGCAACGGGAAAAGUGCGACAGGGAAUAGCAUCCUCAGAAGCGAGGCAUUCAAGUCAAAAGGACAAGCAGCAGCUGUUACCAAAGAAUGUGAGCUAAAGAGUACUAAGCGACCAAACGGACAGAUCAUAAAUGUUAUUGACACUCCUGGCCUUUUUAGUUUGUUCCCCUCAAACGAGUCUACCAUCAGAGAAAUAUUAAAAUGCUCUCAUCUUGCCAAAGAAGGAAUCGAUGCGGUGCUUAUGGUGUUUUCCUUGAGGAGCAGGCUAACAGAAGAGGAGAAAUCUGUGCCUUUUGUUUUGAAAACCCUUUUCGGAGAUUCUAUUUUUGACUACUUGAUUGUUGUUUUCACCAAUGAGGAUUCACUUAUUGAUGACAAUGUGACAAUCAAUGAGUAUUUGGAGGGCUCUCCUGAUUUCAAGGAAAUUCUCGCUGCAUGCAACAACCGCAUGGUUCUGUUUGAGAAUAGGCUCAGAACAAGUAAGCGCAAGAAAGCUAAGCAAGUUCAGAAGCUUUUAGACCUUGUUGAAGAAGUUGAGAGGAAGAACAACAACAAGCCAUUUCUGUUUGAUUUAUCUCAUGAGUCAAUGGAAAGCGAGGCUGUAGUUGACGAAAAGGCCAAAAAGAUUAGAGCAAUGAAGAGUAACUACACAAAACAAGAGAUGUCCAAUUGGAAGGAAGAGGAAGUGAAUUCACCUCUGGCCAAGAAGGUAGAGAAGGUGAUAGAAACAACCAGUUUGCUGGAGCAAAAACUGAAUCAGGAGCAAAAUGCAAGGCUUGAAGCGGAAAAAAGGGCGAAUAAACUCCACGAAGAAUCCAGCGAAGAGAUAAAGAUUCUGAAGGAGAAACUCGAGAGAGCACAAAAAGAACUCGAGAAAAGGGAUCAAGGUUGCAUCAUUCUUUGAUGAUCUUUCAAACUUGUGCCAUCUGAGAUCU
Arabidopsis thaliana (thale cress) is the source of this 1039-nucleotide messenger RNA. RefSeq names its product Avirulence induced gene (AIG1) family protein. Gene Ontology annotation, molecular function: GTP binding. Bases 1 to 1008 code for a protein of 335 amino acids. Lineage: Eukaryota; Viridiplantae; Streptophyta; Magnoliopsida; Brassicales; Brassicaceae. The transcript has 6 exons. The record is from RefSeq and is marked reviewed.